CAUGGAUAAAUCAUUAUAGCAGUGUAAAGUAGUGUAGGAUAAGAGAUAUGUAUUUUUCACCCUAUAGCCACCCCGGUCAGUGUGCAGUGAGAGCUGUCCUCCAGGUACCCGCAUGGCCAGAAAGAAAGGGGAACCUGUGUGCUGUUUUGACUGCAUCCCUUGUUCUGAGAGAAAGAUCAACAAUAAGACUGACUCCAUUGAGUGCACCAGUUGUCCAGAGGACUUCUGGUCGAACGUCCAGCGUGACCACUGUGUUCCUAAGAAAACGGAGUUCCUCUCCUACCAUGAACCUCUGGGUAUCUGCUUGACCACCACCUCAUUGCUGGGCACAUUUAUCUGUGCUGUUGUCCUGGGGAUCUUUAUCUAUCAUCGUAGCACACCCAUGGCAAAUAUGCAGAUGCAGUGGAGGUAUUUGCCAUCCUGGCUUCCAGUUUUGGUCUCUUGGUGGCAGAGAGAAAGAAGAGAGAAACACAAAGAAAGCUAUCAUGGGUCGAGUUGA
Siniperca chuatsi (mandarin fish) is the source of this 499-nucleotide messenger RNA. RefSeq names its product extracellular calcium-sensing receptor-like. Gene Ontology annotation, molecular function: G protein-coupled receptor activity. The coding region runs from base 113 to 499 and encodes 128 amino acids. Gene Ontology annotation, cellular component: membrane. Gene Ontology annotation, biological process: G protein-coupled receptor signaling pathway. The transcript has 4 exons. NCBI's taxonomy places the organism in Eukaryota, Metazoa, Chordata, Actinopteri, Centrarchiformes, Sinipercidae. The record is from RefSeq and is a predicted model, not a curated record.